This is a messenger RNA of Agrilus planipennis (emerald ash borer), 1969 nucleotides long. RefSeq names its product E3 ubiquitin-protein ligase rnf168-like. Gene Ontology annotation, cellular component: site of double-strand break; nucleus. Gene Ontology annotation, biological process: double-strand break repair. The transcript has 3 exons. The record is from RefSeq and is a predicted model, not a curated record. Bases 48 to 1868 code for a protein of 606 amino acids. NCBI's taxonomy places the organism in Eukaryota, Metazoa, Arthropoda, Insecta, Coleoptera, Buprestidae. Gene Ontology annotation, molecular function: nucleosome binding; metal ion binding; ubiquitin-protein transferase activity.
UCUAUGACCGACUUUAAACGUCAAAUGUAAAUAACAAUUAUUUUAAGAUGGUUCCAAAAAGAGCUAUAAAAAAGCAAAAUAUCGUAAAAAAUAAUAAUUACAAUAAUUUAUCAUUAAAUGACGUUUUGUGUCCUAUAUGUAGAGGUAUUCUAAUCGAACCGGUGACCCUUCCCUGUAAUCAUGGGUUCUGUUCUGCUUGCUUUAAUAGUACCAUGGCUAAUACAAAUUUGGUUUGCCCACUUUGUCGAGUACGAGUUGGCUCUUGGUUAAGAGCUUCAAAAAAAGAAAAUAAACUUAUUAACUCUAAUUUGUGGGUAGCAAUUCAAAAGCAUUUCCCACAACAUGUCAAAAAUAAGUUGGAUGGGGUUGAUGAAGUGGUAGAAGAAGUUCCUAUACGUAUAACCUCUGAACCUGGUGAAAUUCGUCGUGAAUAUGAAGCUCAAAAAGUGAAAGAAGAAGAAGAAUUAAGAAAAAGACAAGAGGAGGAAACAAGAGCUAGUGAACUUUUGAUAAGAAAAUUAAAAGAAGAAGAGGAGUUAGAAAAGUCAAUUAUUGAAGAAAAAUUAAAAAAUGAUGAACAGGUAGCUAAACAAUUAGCAGAAGAGCUUUGUUUUGAUCCUGGACCUUCCACUUCAAAACAUUCAGAGAGGAGUUUCAAAAAAAGAGGUCCUCUGGAUACAUUUUUGAGGAAUAUGGCCAAUAAACAGCUCUCUGUCUCAUUAAAACCAAUACCAGAUGAAAAAUGUGAUAAUUAUAGAAAAAAAGAUUUUACUACACAAGUACUUUUACAAGAUAGGUCUGCUAGUCUGAUAAAAAACAAUGACAGUAUCACUUUUUAUAAGCUAAAUAAAGUUGCCAGUGAGAGACAGAGCCUUGAUUCAAAUGAUGCAAUAACUUGUGAGUGUAUAUAUUUCAAACCUAUUGAACAGAAAAAAAUUCCGCCUUCUAAAACAAUUAAAAUACUUCGAGUUCCUGCAGUUGCUGCUUUAUCAUCAUCCAGUACUUUAAGGGCACCAUGUGGACAUGUAGCAUUUAAUCACUCUGCGCUGUUAUCACCUUUUGUGAGAUUAUGCAACUCUCCAACAUUAGCAUUGUCACCUAGUCUCAAAACUGGUUUUAUGAGUAGAAAGAGAAGUAACAGUAGUUGUGAGAAGGAAGAAUCUCAGGAUAACAAAGAUAGUGCACCUUCAGGGAAAAAAGCUCGAAUACAGCUCAAUUUAAGACAGACAAGAAGUAUGACAAAAAUAAAUAGUGGUUCUGUUCCUAUAAAAUUGUACAAGAAACCAGAAAAGAGAAAGUCUCUAUUGAAAAACAUUAAAACCUCUCCUAGGAAAACUGGGAAUAAAUGCAAUGAAUCAUUUGGGGAAGAAGAGAACGAACAGGAUAAAAAAAGAUUGGACUGUGAAUUUGAUAGAAGUUUUGGUUCUCCAUUUUUAGGCUUCGAAAAGAAUUAUAAGUUUUCCUUGAAAGGAAGAAACGGAGUGAAAAACUUAAGUACCAUAUUUGAUAAUUUCAACAGUAACAAUAAGUCACUUAAGGAUGACAACUUAAAAUCAAAAUCACUUUUUGAUGAUAAAAAUAGUUCUUAUAGAAAUGGAGAACAUAAGAGCGAAAAUGCAGAAAAAAUAGGUGAUAGAAAUAAUGGAAUUUCUUUAAAUAACAUAGAACUUGUAAUAGGAGCAAAAUGUUUAAGGAGCGAAUCAACUAAAAGGAAGCUUCAAGAAGAGGAAGACUUCAAAUUGGCAAGAAAGUUACAUGAAGAGUUAAAUUAUGUCAAAUAUCCGACCAGGAACAGUAUUAGUCACAUUUCAAAAAAAUUUCCCACUCCCAGAAGGCAAAUAACGUUAUAUAAAUUUUUAGAAAAGUAGAUUUUUAAAGUUACUGGAUCGAUACUAACAUAAGUAUUAUAAUAUUAUAUAAACAAGUGUUCUAAUGUAUAUAAUAUUUUUGUUAUUAUUUUCGUAAAUUU